Messenger RNA from Peromyscus eremicus (cactus mouse), 1888 nucleotides. It is a transcript of the gene Ptgdr2, whose product is annotated as prostaglandin D2 receptor 2. The transcript has a single exon. Gene Ontology annotation, cellular component: plasma membrane. Gene Ontology annotation, biological process: positive regulation of cytosolic calcium ion concentration; complement receptor mediated signaling pathway; inflammatory response. The record is from RefSeq and is a predicted model, not a curated record. Lineage: Eukaryota; Metazoa; Chordata; Mammalia; Rodentia; Cricetidae. Gene Ontology annotation, molecular function: complement receptor activity; G protein-coupled receptor activity. The coding region runs from base 402 to 1604 and encodes 400 amino acids.
ACCUCUCCAACACCGAGAUUACAAGCAUGUGCUACCAUGCCCUAUUUUAUACUCAGGUGCUGGGAUCAAACUCAGGGCCUCUUCUAUUUUCCCACCCACCCAACAUCCCUUUGAAUAGUUCUCAUUUUGUUGUUCCAGUGGUCCUACGAGCUAGGGACUGUUGGGAGAGACACCCAUGUUAGGAGGACACAGGCUCAGGAAGCCUACACUUGGCUUGCCCAAAACUGCAUUGGGGGAGAAGGGCAGCUGAGAUGUGAGUGCCUUGCCUUGCUCAGCCUCACUGAUCCCCAGUGUCCAUCCUGGAGCAUCCUGGCAACUCUGAGAUAAGUUCCUCUCUUGCCCAGGUUUCAGGCUUCUGGUUCCCCGGUGCCAGGCUCAACCCUCCUUUCUUCCACCUUGCCAUGGCCAACGUCACUCUGAAGCCCCUCUGUCCACUCUUAGAGGAGAUGAUCCAGCUUCCAAGCCACAGCAACUCUAGCAUCCGCUAUAUUGACCACGUGUCGGUGCUGCUGCACGGGCUGGCUGCGCUGCUGGGUCUGGUGGAGAAUGGACUCAUCCUGUUUGUAGUGGGCUGUCGCAUGCGCCAGACGGUGGUCACCACCUGGGUGCUGCACCUGGCUCUGUCUGAUUUGCUAGCCGCCGCCUCCCUGCCCUUCUUCACCUACUUCCUGGCGGUGGGCCACUCGUGGGAGCUGGGUACCACCUUCUGCAAGUUUCACUCCUCGGUCUUCUUUCUUAACAUGUUUGCCAGCAGCUUCCUGCUCAGCGCCAUCAGCCUGGACCGCUGUCUGCAGGUGGUGCGGCCAGUGUGGGCACAAAACCACCGCACGGUGGCAGUCGCGCACAGAGUCUGCCUGAUGCUCUGGGCUCUGGCGGUGCUCAACACAGUACCCUACUUUGUGUUCAGGGACACCAUCCCGAGGCUGGAUGGCCGCAUCAUGUGCUAUUACAACAUGCUGCUCUUGAACCCAGGGCCCGACCGCGACGCCACGUGCGACUACCGCCAGAAGGCCCUGGCGGUGAGCAAGUUCUUGCUGGCCUUCGUGGUGCCUCUGGCCAUUAUCGCCUUGAGCCACGUGGCCGUGAGCCUGCAACUGCGCCACCGUGGCCGCCAGAGGACAGGUCGCUUCGUGCGCCUGGUGGCGGCCAUCGUGGUGGCCUUCGUGCUGUGCUGGGGGCCCUACCAUGUCUUCAGCUUGCUGGAGGCGCGAGCCCAUGCUGUCACCACGCUACGGCAGCUCGCGUCACGCGGGCUGCCCUUCGUCACCAGCCUGGCUUUCUUCAAUAGCGUGGUCAAUCCACUGCUUUACGUGCUCACCUGUCCGGACAUGAUGCACAAACUGCGGCGCUCGCUGCGUGCGGUGUUUGAAAGCGUGCUGGUGGAGGACAGCGACUUGAGUGGUGGGUCUGGCAGCCGCCGCCGCCGUGCCUCCUCCACUGCCACAACCUCCACCCUCCUGCUGGCUGACCACCUUCCCCGGCUGCAUCCUGCACGUUUGAUCAGCUGGAUGCGGGGUGGUGGUGCAGAGUCCCAGCAGAGGGUCCCAGUGCAGGCCCCAAAGCGAGGCUCACUGAACCACGCGCUGAGCUCCACCUCCGAUUAGACCAGCACAGCCCGGAUGGCAUGCCAACACACCCCUGGUAUCUAGCCACACUCCGUUGAAAAUGUACAUAGCCAAUGCUAGGCCCAGGUCGUAGCUCUCCUGGGCAGAGUCCAGGUAACCAGCUUGAGGAGGAUGACUGAAUCUUCAGGAGCAAAGUGAAUUGAAAGCAGUCUUUCCUAAACACUUUAAUCUUGGAGUAUCAAGCUGGGAGAGGAUCAGCAAAGCGCAGAAGUGGCCUUUGGAGGAGCUACCUGGUUCCUGACCGCUGGCCUCAAGGCUUUCAC